CGCCCCCCUGUGUUACCAUGGCCACGCCUCCUCGUUGCCAUGGUCACGCCCCUCCCGCCGCGGCCGCCAUGCUGGAUGAGGGCGGAACCGGCGGCGGCCUGAGAUGACCAUUCACAACCUGUACAUCUUCGACCGGGCCGGGACGUGCCUCCACUACAGCGAGUGGCACCGGCGGCGCCAGGCCGGGAUCCCCAAGGAGGAGGAGUUCAAGCUCAUGUUCGGGAUGUUGUUCUCCCUCCGCUCCUUCGUGGGCAAGAUGAGCCCCACGGACAUGCGGGACGGCUUCGUGUCCUUCCACACCAGCAAGUACCGGCUCCAUUACUACGAGACCCCGAGCGGGCUGCGCCUGGUGCUCAACACGGACCUGAGCGUGAGCAGCGCCCGCGAGGCCCUGCAGCACAUCUACAGCAACCUGUUCGUGGAGCUGGUGGUGAAGAACCCGCUGUGCCCCCCCCGCGCGCCCGUGCAGAGUGAGCUCUUCCGCGCCCGCCUCGACGCCUUCGUCCGCGGGCUGCCCUUCUUCAGCCCCCGGCCCGCCUGAGCCCGCAGCGCCCCCUAUGGGGCACAGCGGCACCUAUGGGGAGCAGCGGCACCCAUGGGGCACAGCGGCACCCGUGGGGCACAGCGGCACCUAUGGGGUGCCCUGACUCCCCCAUGGGGCACGAUGACACCCUAUGGGGCACAACAACACCUUAUGGGGUGUCCUGACACCCCCCAUGGGGCACAGCGACAUCCUAUGGGGUGCCCUGACCCCCCCCCAUGGGGCACAAUGACUUCCUAUUGGGUGCCCUGACCCCCCUAUGGGGCACAAUGACACCCUAUGGGGCACAAUGACUUCCUAUGGGGUGCCCUGACCCCCCCCAUUGGGUGCCCUGACCCCUCCAUGGGGCACAGCGGCACCUAUGGGGUGCCCUGACCCCCCAUGGGGCACAGCACCUCCUAUGGGGCACAGCGGCACCUAUGGGGCACAGCGGCACCCUAUGGGGCACAGCGGCACCCAUGGGGCACAGCGGCACCUAUGGGGCACAGCACCUCCUAUGGGGCACAGCGGCACCUAUGGGGCACAGCGGCACCCUAUGGGGCACAAUGGUACUCUAUGGGGUGCAGCGGCACCUAUGGGGCACAGCACCCCCCAUGGGGCACAGCGACAUCCUAUGGGGUGCCCUGA
Molecule: messenger RNA, 1168 nt
Organism: Strigops habroptila (Kakapo)
Lineage: Eukaryota; Metazoa; Chordata; Aves; Psittaciformes; Psittacidae
Gene: TRAPPC1
Product: trafficking protein particle complex 1
Exons: 5
Coding region: 104-541 (145 amino acids)
Biological process (GO): endoplasmic reticulum to Golgi vesicle-mediated transport
Cellular component (GO): TRAPP complex
Source: RefSeq, a predicted model, not a curated record